Messenger RNA from Tripterygium wilfordii, 721 nucleotides. Its product is annotated as ferredoxin-thioredoxin reductase catalytic chain, chloroplastic-like. Lineage: Eukaryota; Viridiplantae; Streptophyta; Magnoliopsida; Celastrales; Celastraceae. The record is from RefSeq and is a predicted model, not a curated record. Gene Ontology annotation, molecular function: oxidoreductase activity, acting on iron-sulfur proteins as donors. The transcript is spliced from 6 exons. The coding region runs from base 111 to 560 and encodes 149 amino acids.
UCAGUCCAAAAAUUGGAAAAUAUUUCAAAAGCGAGACCAAAGCAAACGGAGUAGGCGAUUUGUCUCCUGCAGAGUAUAGACAUUGAGAUUGUAGUUGAAGAAAUCGUAGGAUGGCUCUUUCUCAGGCGGGUAGCUGUGCCUUCGGCGGUGCAAUCGCUUCGGCCGGAUUCGUGUGCGCUCCCCGAACUUCUCUUCACCGCCUCGUUGUUCGUGCCAACGCGGAACCGUCGGAGAAAUCGGUUGAAAUUAUGAGGAAGUUCUCGGAGCAAUAUGCACGCAAGUCCGGGACGUACUUCUGUGUGGAUAAGGGAGUCACUUCUGUGGUUAUCAAGGGCUUGGCAGAUCAUAAAGAUACUUUAGGUGCACCACUUUGCCCUUGUAGGCAUUAUGAUGACAAACCUGCUGAGGCAGGACAGGGAUUUUGGAACUGUCCCUGCGUCCCGAUGCGAGAGAGGAAAGAGUGCCACUGCAUGCUCUUCCUUACUCCAGAAAAUGAUUUUGCUGGAAAAGAUCAGACCGUUUCAUUGGAAGAAAUCAAGGAGGCAACGGCGAAUAUGUAACUUUAGUAUGUCUUGAGAUUACUUGUAAAACAGUUUAUAGUUUUGUAUUUUGACUAUGGUAUGCAUUAUUUUGUAUACAUAUUCGUAAGCUAAUCUGGUUUUCCACUUACACUCUGUUGUAUACAAAUAAAAACCAUUUUCGCAUCGCUGCUUUCAGUUUA